ACCGCACGCGCUUAUGUGUGCCUCUCUGAGUUAUAGGGGUGCCGAAACUGGCACCCCUUGCAGUCCUACUGGAAGGGACAUGUGCCCCGAAAGUGCUGUGUUUCCAGCACUGACUAUGUGAACAAAUUUGUAAACACGAACGUCUUACCAGCCGUAAUUGUUUUGGGCGUUAACAACUAGCUUGAGCAGCAUGAAUGACCAAGCGACUCUGUUGAAAUGGGCUCAGCAGCUGCCUGCCCCGGCGUCUGGAAGGCAGGCAUGUGCAAAGCUACUGGAGGCGGUCUCGCAGCAGCGUCUGGCGCUGCCUGCCAUACAUCAGGCGGGACUGCUGCAGCCCUUGUGCGCAGCGCUGCGCAGCAAGGACCCCGCCGUGCCGCAGCGCUCCGUGGCGGUGCUGCUGGAGGCCAGCCGCUGCGGCCCCGGCGGUGAGCUGCCCCUGGCCGCCGCCCCCGGCUGCUGCCAGGCGCUGCUGGACCUGCUGGCAGCACACGCGACCCUCACAUCCAGCGUCUUCGCAGCGGCGGAGCCGCCCCAACACCAGCCCAAGCAGCAGCAACAGCAACAACAGCAGUCCCAGCAACAGGGGAGCGAAGCGGCGGGUGGCAGAGCGAGCGGCGCAGCAGCAGCAGCAGCAACAGCUCCUGAUCCUGCGGUGCCCAGCGGUCAGAAAGGCACGGCGGGCGGGGCAGCAGCGACGGCAGCGGGCUGGGUUUCGGAGCCGGGUGCCGCUGCUGCCUGGGAGGACCCGCAGGCUGCUGUGCAUGCUGCGUGUCUGCUGCUGUGGCGUGUGAGCUCGGACGCGGAGGCGAGGGAGCUGCUGCGGGGGGGGACCAGCGCGCUGGUGCCGGUGCUGAUGGCCCUGCUGGGCACCCCCUCCGCGCUGCUCCGCAUGGCAGUCAGCGGCGCCCUGCACAACCUCAGCCAGGCGCCCCGGGUGCAGGCGCAGCUCAUCAGCAGGGCGCAGGAGCUGCUACCCAUCCUCCUUGGCCUGAUGGGCCGGGCGGGGCCGGACCUGCGGGCGGCCUUGGAAGGCGACAGCACCGCCGCCGCCACGUCAGACACAUCCUCGCGCCACCAGCACCACCACCACUCGGGGCUGAUGGCGGCCGCCGCCGCAUUCGCUGCAGCCUCCAGCCUGCCCGGCCCCACCGCCCCGCCGCCCGGCCCCGGAGGCUCCUCACAACAGCAACCCCAGCAGCCCCAGCAGCAGCCGCAUGCAGGCCGCAGCACCACCUCGGCACGCCGCCAGCCGUCAUCCAACCUGGGGGCGGCCUCACCCGCAGCCGGCGGCUCGGCCCCGCAAGUGCAGCAGCAGCUGCAGCCGCAGCCGCACCUGCAGCUGCAGGCGCUGCUGCAGCAGGCGGGUCAAGUGGGCCCGCCGCGCAGCGAGACGCGCAGCGGCGGCGGCGCACCCAGUGGCGGCGGAGGCGGAGGAAACACAGGUGGCGGCGGAGGCGGCGGCAGCCGCUCGCCGCUGUCGCCAUCGUACGGCAGCUCUCCGACGGUUCCGGCGAUGUCCGAGGUGACGGCGGCGGAGGCGGUGGCACUGACGCUGGUGCACGUGGCGGGGCUGCUGUGUGUGCUGUGCUGCCACCCCUCCGCGGCGGCGGUGCUGGCGCUGCCGGAGGGGCAGCCGCUGCUGCGGCGCCUGCUGCGCUCCCUGGCGGCGGCGGGCUGCGUGGCGGUGGCGCACAUGGCGCCCGGCAAGGCCGCCUCCUCCCACUCGCCUCCCAGGCUGCACCCCCAGCAACAGCAAGGGGGGCAGCAGCCGGGCGGGCAGCAGCAGCAGCAGCAGCAACGUCAGCAGCCGUUGGUUGAUGCGCUGACGCGGUUUCAGCUGCUGUGCGGCGGGGUGGUGGCGGCGCUGGCCGGACAUGCGCCCCUGGCGGCGGCGGCAGGCGCCGCUGCAGGAGGUAAAGCCGCUGGUACGGCAGCGCCGUCAGCGGCGGCGGCAGCAGGAGUGCCCAUCGCUAUCAUGUCGGCGCUGUACGGCUAUUGUCGUGAGGCCGACGCCGCGGGCCUCAUCGUCGUGGCGGCGAAUCCAGGGGUGGCGGCGGCGCUAGCGCUGGCGCUGCAGUACGGCACCCGAGCGCUGGGUGCUGACGUCAGCUUGGCCUUCCCCCACCCGCAUGCACAGGUAGGACCCGGAGGUGGUGGCGGCGGAGGUGGAGGCGGAACGGCGGGAAGCGACUCCAGUCAGAAAGGCGGUACCGCUGGCACCAGCAGCAGCGGCGGCGGCGGCGGCGGCGAUAACGUGACGACGGACGGCGGCGGCGGAUCCGCUCCGUUGGACCCAGCGGCGGCGCUGGCGGCGGCCAGUUUCGCUCUGCAUGCCGUACGUCUCAUGGCAUGUAACGCCCCCGCGACGGAGGUCCUGAUGGCUGGGGACUGCGGCGCCCUGCAGUGCCUUCGUACCCUGACGUACUUUCUAAUCGAACGCAGCAUCCAGCAAACCUUGUCAUUGGACGAGCAAUCACUUGCCGUACAGGCGUUAGCAUGCGGCACGCUAGCGCGGUUGGCGGAGCAGCCGGCGGCGCGUGCGACGGCGGUUGUACGGGAGGCGCUGUCGCCGCCGCUGGAGGUGCUGUCGGCGCUAGCCGUACUGCUGCUGCUGCCGGCGGCGGCGGAGACGGAGGCGCCUCAGGGUGCUUGUGUGGGUGCGAGCGAGGCGGCAUUGACGGCGAGCCGUAGCUUCGUGGCUUCGCUGCUUGCUGCGAUUGCGCAGUACGGACCGUACACGUACGAAAUGUUCACACAGGUCAUCGUCAACACCCGCGGCGCCCUGGGCACCCUCAUCUCCCUCAUCCCCGCCCCCGCACCCCCAUCAGCACCGGCCGCCGCCGCCGCAGCCUCCCUGCCCGCAUCCAGAGCAGACCGCGACCGGACCGAGCGAACCGACAUCUCUGCGUCGUCGCUGCCUCCGCCCUUCAGCUUCCCCACCUCUUCCGAUGCUGCCUGCGGCGGCGGCGGCGGCAGCAGCACCCCAGCCUCCACCAGCCUGCCAGGCGCCCCCCUGCCUCGCUCCGAUUCGGCAACGCUCCCAACGACCACAACGGCCCUGGCGCCCGCGACUUCCUCCGCCUCGGUCUCCAGCGGCAGCUGCAGCCGGCAUGGACGCCGCGUUGGGGCUGUGUGGCGUGGCGGCUCACGCGCGUGACGUGGCGCGGGUGCUUGCGGGGAAGACCACCCUGGUCGCCACACUGCUGGGGUGGCUCCGGGAGCGCAGGACGGGUGGCCUGCCGCCCCCGUCCGACCCCUCCUGCCCCGCCCGGCAGUGGCAGUGGCAGUGGCAGUGGCAGGCCGGGUGGCAGGGGCAGCCGGUGCUGCGGGUCAAGGUGC
Astrephomene gubernaculifera is the source of this 3339-nucleotide messenger RNA. Lineage: Eukaryota; Viridiplantae; Chlorophyta; Chlorophyceae; Chlamydomonadales; Astrephomenaceae. The record is from the annotation of a GenBank genome assembly.